This is a messenger RNA of Symbiodinium natans, 1443 nucleotides long. Lineage: Eukaryota; Dinophyceae; Suessiales; Symbiodiniaceae. The record is from the annotation of a GenBank genome assembly.
AUGCGGUUGCCGUGCUCAGCGUUGGGACUACAGACGCUGUAUGACAACCUGAAGCCAGUUUGGCGCAUUCUGCUUCCAUAUAGCUUUCUGUGCGUGCUGUUCACGCUAGCUGUCCAGCUCUAUGGACCCUUCUUGCGCUCAAUGGUCGAAUGCGCAGAGCAGCCAGAGCCUGGCGCAAAAUUCAGUGGUUCUGCUCACUGUGGGAACUCCCACUAUGUCCUCUCCAUGGCACAAGCUCAAGAGGGUAGGCUGGUCGCAAUGAAGCUAUUGGUGCAUGCUUUUUCGGGCCCACUGCUCGGGCUUCUAGCUGACAGUAUGGGGCGACGCCCCAUUUUGCUGUUGGGUUUGACCGGCUUCCUCACGGCCUUCCUCUUGUUUGCUCUGGUGGCUUUCCUGCCGACACUACACGGCUCUGCCAGUGCAAUGUCCUUGUGCUUCUUCUUGGAGGGGGCGACAAGUGCUUUUGACGUGGUCUUCUUGGCCAUGCUCGCGGACACAACGAAGUCACCGGCUGGUCGGGUCACAUCCUUUUCCCUGUACUAUGCGACGGGGGCCCUGGGUAACGCCAUUGCCAUCGGCAUCUUCGUGGAGGAGAUGACCUGGGAAGUGCGCGACUUCAGCCUGACCUGGGCCUGCAUGGCCAUGGCCAUGGCCGCGCUCAUCUUGUAUGUUCUCGUCUACGUGCCGGAGACACUGCCCUCUGCGCUGCUCUCGAAGUCGCACUCGAAGCCCCAGGCUUUGUACGUGCGGUUAGUGGGCCACUCCAUGGAGCAGAUGCACUUCCUGAUCUCCAGCCGAUUUCUCCAGGUCUGGCUGGUGGCCGUGCUUUUCAAGUCCUUGGCGUCAGGGCUCUCCAGCAUCAACGCCUCCUUUACCCUUGCAGUCUAUGGCUGGAGACCUGGAGAUUGGCAAGCCUGGACAUGGCCCUGUGAGGUCAUUUCAAUGAGUAGCCUUGGCAUCCUCGGGCCCUGGGCCGGCCGAAAGCGGCCCGAGUCGGUCAUUGCCCUCACCGCCGUGGUGUCUGUGGCCCUGCAUGUCGUGCAGAUGCUGGCGCCGUUCCACGCACUGGCCCUCAUCGGACCGCAUUUGAUGGCCGGAGUGCUCGCGUUUGCACGGCCUGUGUCAGCGGCGUACUUGAGUGGCCGCUUCCCAGCGUCCCAGCAAGCGAAAGUCCAGGCAAUCGCCCAUCUCAGCCACAACUGUGGCGUUUCGCUGUCCGUGGCGAUCUUCUCAUCGCCGCAGCUCUUCAGGCCCCACUCACGUGGCUGGGAUGCGGCUCGACCAUUCCUGCUGGCCGGGAUCCUGUCUGCCAUCGGCAACAUCACCAAGAUGGUUCUGGUGCAGCGGGGUGCUGGCGCCGCCAAGGCUGGGCAGCAAGAGUUGGAGAUGGCACUGCCCCAUCGCGCACAGUCCCCGCGCUCCAGCGAGGCGCAUGAGAUCUGA